AUGGGCAAAUUCCCCGGCAAGCCAUCAAAAACGUCGACGCGGAAGCGAAUUAAAGUGUCGGAGUGUGUAACGGAACUAGUGAACGAGUCAGUCAGGGCCGCUCAAGUGAUAUAUUAUGGCCUUACUGUGUUUAACGAAACAUUUGGAAACGAGGAGCAGGUUAUUGACUUUCGUGGAUUCACACAUCAACAAGUCAAGGAAGCAGUAGAAAAUGCGAGGAACUUCCAUAAAAGAAGAAAGUCAACUGAUGGUGAAAACAAAGAUACUGCUAAUUUUAUUAAUAAAUUUGAAAGUGAUCUAAAGGAGAUUGGGUUUAGUGCAAAGUGCUGUGAUGGGCAAGGGAAAUCUGAUUCGGAUAGCAUUGUGGUUGAUAGUGAAAAAUGUUUUGAUGGUGGUGGCAAAAGAAAUUCAGUGAUUGCCGUUAGACGUAUGAAACGAAUGAGGAAGUAUGACGGCAGGACGAGGAAUCCACCCUCUGUGAAGAAUGUGAUGGCAAGGAAACUUUUGCGUAGGGCAAAGAAAACAUCUAGUACAACUCCAUUGGCUGUCGAUAAUUGCCAGCAAGAAAAGGGCGCAUCAGGUGCAUCUCGAAAGUUUGUGCUUCCUAGUCACAGCGCUCAUUCUUCUCGUGUGAUAAAACCUAAUAAGAAAUUUAUAGAUAACGACGCUGUUACUUCUGAAACCUCGACUGGUUUAUCUCCUGCAGUAGAUCUUAAGAAAUCUAAGAGUGUGUCUAGUGAGUCUCUGAAUUCGGACAUUCCACAAUCGGUUAAGUGUUUGAGUACAGUGGAAAACAAACAGUCAGAUUCAAGUGAUGUCAAAAAAACCUUGUGCAACCUUCGAACUGCGAAUGUGAGAAGGGAAAGUGCAUCCGGAAAUACUGUAGAUUCCUCAGGCCUUAUAUUGGAAGGAAAGCGCAAGUGGAAACCUUCAUAUAAAUUAGGUCUGCAGUUGAACUGGUACGGUGGUACAGCUGAUGGUGAUGAUACUGGCAGAAGAAGAGUGAAACAAGAUGAUAAAACCGAAAGCUCAGCACGUUGUCCAGAAAAAACCACCUCCCCUUCCUCUACAACAAUCAGUGCCAGUGUAGCCGAUUUUGAAAUUCGAAGUGAUGAAAAACAAAGUAGUACUUUUUCUAGGUCGCCAGGUAAAGUGAUUUUACGGCAGGCACGUCUGAAGCUCAACACACAAUCGUCGUCUGUAAAUGACGGUCCAUUCAGUCAUGGCUAUGGUGCAGGUGGAGCACAUUUACCAGAAACUGUGGAAUGUGGGGUCUGUGGUGCUGUUAGAUUUUAUCGAUUUGUAAAACAGGCCCGCAAAUUUGGAAUAUUCAGUUGUGAGUCAUGUCGAAAGUUCAUUUCUAAGAUGAUCAAGAGACAGUCCUCUCUGAAAGGAAGUGCAUCGCCUUUGGAAUGUCACAAAGGCAAAGGAAUGUGUUCUGUCCCGCCAAUUGUCAGAAGCCAACAGUGGAAAGCUGGUCGUGGUACACUGGUCAGGUGUAACUACAAAGCUCGUUGCCCUGCUUGUUGGUUGAAAAUGUGUCUGAGGUCUUUCAAGAUGCCUGAGGACAUCCGUGGGAGGCUGCAGUCUCUUCUACCACGUGCAAUGCAGGAUAGCUUGGAAACUAUUUCUGGUCAGCUGCUGUUGAAUCCAGAGGAAACUGCAUUACCAAUUGCAGAAAGAAGAAGUGAAUCAGACUACAGCAGCAAAAGACUUAGGAGAAGACUGAAACUGCAACAUAAACAAACAUUGAGACUCCUCAGAAAGGAUGAUAAUGGCAAGCAAAAUGGAAAUACUAAAUUGAACACUUCAGUUACACAUUCGAGAAACAGUAUUAGAGUUUCAAAAUUCCUUAGAAGGGCAGCAAGUGGCUUAAACCAUACGGAAGAUGCAGCUGGUGAUACAAAUCGCAAAGUGAUCACACGCAAGCGAAAGAGAAGGAAGUAUUUGCUGAGGAGAAAGAAGUCAGAAACAACGAAUGAGAAGAUUAGCAGUGAGAAAUCUGCUCCCGAACAACGUCAACGAGUUGAUCUGAAAGGUCCUCGUGUGAAACAUGUUUGCCGAAGUGCUUCUAUUGUUCUGGGGCAACCUCAGGCAACAUUUCCAACAAUUAAGACUAGUGGUCAAUCAAAGAAGCGAGAUGCAGCUAAAGGAUUGGGCGUUCCACCACAUCAUCCUGAGCUACCUGCAACUGAAGAUGAUGGAAGAAAGUCAAAUGAAAUACAGAAGAAUCAGCCAACAGCAAAGUCAGGAGUAGAAGAAUCUGACUCUACAAAAUCAUCCACACAUGGAUCAUCGGGAAUGCAAGAUGAUACUCCUUCAUUACUUUCAUCAUCUUCUUGCAGAAAAGUGACUAGGUUGCAUACCUUGCCUCCUGCUAUGGGGAAGGAUAGGUCACAGGAAUCUUCCCAUCAGAUGACCAUAGACUUUUGGGAGAGCUAUGACCCAGAUGAGGUUUGCAAUACAGGAUUUGCUUUAAUUGCGUCUGAACCAUUCCCAGUACGAGCAGUUUGUUUUCUUUGUGGAAGUGCUGGUCAAGAACAACUUAUCCACUGUGCCUCAUGUUGCGAGCCAUACCACAGAUUCUGCCUGGAAGACGGCCUUCGUGAUCCAAACAUAAAAGCGUUUGGCGGCACCUCACUGUCAAACUGGGUGUGUCAACGCUGCACGGUGUGUUCAGUGUGUGGUAAUGGGCAAGGACAGCAGCUCAGCUGUCAGCGUUGCCAUCGCACUUACCAUACAGAUUGCCUGAGUGGUCGACGACUCCACAGUGCCGAUAGACCAUGGGUUUGUUCAACAUGUCUCCGAUGCAAGAGCUGUGGUACUGAAAAUGUGACUAAUUUUGUGGGUAACAUUCCACUCUGUAAAGCAUGCUUUAAACUGCGACAGAAAGGGAACUAUUGCCCUUUGUGCCAGCGUUGUUAUGAAGACCAUGAUUAUGAUACCAAGAUGAUGGAGUGCGUGAAAUGCAAUUGCUGGGUCCAUUCAAGAUGUGAAGGACUUUCAGAUGAAAAAUAUCAUAUACUCAGCUACCUUCCAGAUACUGUAGAAUUUAUUUGCAGGAAGUGUUGUGAGAAGCCUCCUGCUCCAUGGUGGUAUGCUGUUGAAGAAGAGAUGAAAGCAGGAUACCUAACUGUGCUGAAGUUACUGAGCAAAAAUCGUAAAGCUUAUUCGAUGCUCAGAUGCAGUCCAAAGAAACACUGUGAAUAUCAUCCCAAUUUAAUAGAUGAUGAUAACAUAAAUACACAUUCGGAUCCCACUGCCAUUGGAAAUAUGUGCUUGGGUGAAAAGACUGACUCAAAUUGUGAAGACAACACAUUUCUCAGUAUUACAGAUCUGCAUGUUGAGAAUGUAGAAUAUAGUGUGGAAGUAAAAACGACGUAUGAAGUUGAUGAUGACAACAAUGAAUUUUUGCCAGAUUCAAAACGUGACAAUAUCUGUGCCAGAGAUCAGAGAUUGUCAAAUCGUGAAUAUAAUUUGCAUAAUAGCUGUUCAGAUGAAAAAUGUUUUCCUCACUCCCAAGGGCAAACUGUUGUACCAUACCUGUCAGAAAACUCUCUUAGACUUUGGCGAGAGAAAUAUAACUUAAAAGAAUGUUCUGUUCGCGUAAAGGACUGUGUUUCCAAGGACUUGCAAAACUCACUUUUCCCAGUUAAAGUUGAUGUUCAGUGUACAGAAUUACCUGAUACCUCUGCCUUCGAUACUACUAAAUCGCCUUCCAAAGUGCAUCAGGUUUCACUUGCGACACCUACAAGUGAUUCUGGCAUUAGCAGCACUGAUGAAGAAUUGAAAAUUUGUGGGGGAAAUGAUGCAGAGGAGCUGAAGGAACAUGCAUUAUCAUGUUUGGGUUUUGUAGCUUCCAGCCGUUUGCUGUCAUUAGAACAGUGUAGCAGCAGCAGGAGCUUUGAAAAUUUUACUGAGGCCAGUUCCAAGAAAUUGUGCAAUGAUGAUAUACCAAAGGAUGAGUUUCUUGAAUGCAACUGUUUGGAAAAUUUGAAACACAAGUCAUCCUUAACAUUUCUGUCUGUAAAAAAUAAAGUUAAUUCCAGUGAGUACACAUCAGUUCUGCAGUUUCAUCAGGAAAUGGAAGACAUCCUAAAUAAAUCUCACUGCUCUGAUUUACUUCAGCUAUAUUAUCACAAUAUGCAGGAAGUUUUCCCAUGGUUUAAUCCUAAAUUUGCACGUGUUUCAAAUAAUCCUGUUUGUGAACGUAACUCACAACCAAGUAAGAGGAGAAGAAUCAUUUCAGAAAAAUCUAGCAGUGAUGAUCAUAAUAGUUCAAUGGAAGUGUCAAUAUUGGAUGAUUCUUUUCAUGCUGUUCCUGAUAAAAUGUUAGGGAAAUCCUUAGAUGAUUUCUACAGCGGGUAUUCUGUCCAGGAUAAUAGAGUUUGUGUCCUUUGUAAAGGUGUUGGUGAUGGGUUGCCCGCUGAAGAAGGCAGACUUUUGUACUGUGGACAGAAUGAAUGGGCACACACAAACUGUGCUCUGUGGUCAGCAGAAGUGUUUGAGGAAAUAGAUGGAUCACUACAGAAUGUUCACAGUGCAAUGUCUCGAGGCCGUCAGAUACGAUGUGAUCAUUGUGGAAAAAGAGGUGCAAGUGUAGGAUGUUGCACACGAAAUUGUCCAGAAACCUUCCAUUUCCCCUGUGCGAGGAAAGUGAAUUGCACUUUUAUGGAUGACAAAAAUGUUUUCUGCCCAUCCCAUGCAAAAGGUGCCACUGGUAAAGUUCUGCACAAUGAAUCAGAUUUUGAAAUAUGCCGCCCAAUUUAUGUGGAACUAGACCGUAAAAAGAAGAAGUUUGCUGAACCUAAAAAGGUUAGGUUAAUGAUUGGUUCACUUUCAGUUGAAAAUAUAGGAGAAUUUGUUAGUGAAGUUUCUGAUACUCCAGAGGCUAUUAUACCAAAUGGGUUUUCGUGUACAAGAUUAUUUUGGUCUUCGAUAGAACCGUGGAGAAUAGUUCGAUAUCACAUUAAAACUGUGCUAUGUAAUAAAAAUGUACCUCAGUCUCCUGACUGUGGAAAAAACAUGACAGUAGAUCAUAGUCAAGAAAGGCAUGUAGUCGAGGAAAAACUUAAUGAAAUUUCCAAAUGGAGACAUGAAAUUAAAACAAAUGACACAAAGAAUCUGAAAGAUAACUCAAAAUUAUCUUCUAAAAUUAACCAGAAGAAAUUUUCCAAAUUUAAAAGACGAAUUCCGUACCGCAAGUAUCAGAAUAAGCGAAAGUGUCAUUCACUUGAUGAUAAAAUUGUUUAUCAGGUUGUCAAUUACAUGUUAGACAUUGUGAGCAGUAAAGAUGUUGAUGAGAAUUCACUUCAUGACUCACAAAAUGCAGCUGAUCUUUUGCCUCCUGAACUAAAAGAAGCUAUUUUUGAAGAUCUGCCUCACGACCUUAUAGAUGGCAUUUCAAUGCAGGAUAUAUUACCGAAGCUGAUGGUAUAUGAAGAAAUGGGGGCUAUGGAGAAAAGUGAUGGAUUUUAUGGGAAUGAUCCAUCAGUGACAGAAAAAGAAAUUAGUAGUACAGAUGAGGCUAACACCAAAAAACCUGGUUUUCUAGAAGUGAGUGUGCAAGAUCAAGAUGAUUUGUGCCACAGGAGCACUCUUUCAAAGCAAAAGUCUGCAGAGAAUGCCGGUUUGAGUAAAAAUAAAGUAAAACGAACCAAGAGAAUGAAACUGAGAAGAACAAAGCACAAUAAUGUUGUCGACAUUACAUCUGAUGAACCUCCUAAGAGACGGAAACGAGCGUGUAGUACGACAUGGAAUUGUAAACCUGAUGGAAACUACUCUUCGGCAUACAAAAGACGGAAAUUAUCUCACACCGUUGGAAGGAGUGUGUGUGAAAAUCCUUUUGUUGUUAUUGUUGAUUCAGAUGCAUCACAUACUUUGCAGGAAUUGCGCUUGCCAGAAUGUGGUCACGUAACACUUUCAAGAUCACCGCCGUCGGGUGUUUCAUCUACUGCAACUGAGUCACCCGCAGAACUCAAGUGCGGAGUCGAUGAGGAGUCGCCGUCGGACAGCAGUAAGGGGAAAGUCACACUCACAAAGGAAGAAGGGAAGGAAAACAAAUUCCUACCUUGGAACGGCCGCCCACAAACAAGAUUCCUCCAGUUAGAUGGUACUGUCGAUCCCUUGAGUAGCAGUGGCAGUGAAGGUGGUCGAUCUCCUCGUUCUGAUGAUGAAAAGCUGUCAGACUGUGCUUACGAAGCAAGUUCCUCAUCAUUGAGAAGUUGUGGCCAAUGUCAACGUUGCAGUUCAGAUUUUAAUUCUGGAGGUAAUUUUGGAGCUGUUUGUAACUGUAGCUCUAGCUCGAGCCAGGCGCACGGAAAGAGUUGGUACAAGACAUAUGAUACUGAAGAAGAGCCAGUGCGCUGCACUCAGUGUCGCUGUACCUACAGGACAAAGAAAAGUUUUGAGCGCCAUUUGUCAACAUGCUGCAACGAUUUUAUGCUUUCGACAAGUGAAAGUGAUUCAGAAAAUACACGCUCUAGUGAGGAAGAAUGCACCAAAAAGCAGCAGUUUGAUACAACUGAAUCUUGUUGUAAUGUAGGUGAAAGUGUUCUGGGAGAGACUGAUGCCACAGAUUUGUCUAUGCGGAGUGAAAGUGUUGAGUGCUCUGCUACACCUCCUCAGAACUCACCUGUACUUGAAAGACUGAAAUUGAAGUCAUCCUCGAAGUUUGAAGUUGAGAGUAAUGUGGUCGACGGGGUGAAUACCCAUACGUCGAUUGUAGAUACCGAUCCGCAUUAUCAACAGCAUCUGUGUCAGGGUAACAGCUAUGUCCAGGUUCAGUCUAGUCAGCAUUCUAAUGCACCAGCAGUAAUAAUGCAGCAGGUACCAUCUCCAAGCGUUGUUCCUACAUUUAUUGAAGCUUUCCAGCAACAAACAGGACAGAACUUACAGCUGGUUGCAACUAUUGAUACACAUACGAAUGGGUAUAACAAACAACAGUUUGUCAGUGCAAAUCCUUUAGUCUCAGGAAAUUACCCUGUUCAGGCACCAGAAAGUUUUGUGAGGCUUCCCUUGAUGCCAAAUAUCCCGUCACCAGCUCCCCAUUCUGCAUUUCUUGGGACAGUACUUCCUCCCACACAGCAAAAUGCGGUUCAUUGUGUCUCGGCAGAGCAGACAAUGAUUGGUUGUACGCCAUCUGUGGACAUGUAUGGGACACAGCCAGGAGGAAUGUAUUUAGCUGGACAGCCUAUGUAUAUUUCAAAUUAUGAGACAGUAGUCAGUAAUACAGUUAUGUCUUCGAGCCAACUUGUCUCUGCUGCUCUACCUGGUGUGGUUGCUGCGAGUAGCAGUUUUUCAGCAACUACGACACAAGUGUUUCAGGCUAGCAAAUUAGGAUCUGUAAUUGAAUUAACAUUAGAACCUGUUGUGGAAGUCCAGCCAAGUUACCUUAUUAUUAACCAACAAACUCCUAUUUCUAGUUCUCCUGUUAGAAAUACAGAGUACGUAAACUGCCCACCUUCGACUGUCAGCAUGCAAGUGCCUUCGUAUGAUCACUCUUUCUUGCCAGUUCAACAAGUGUGCACAGAAGAUCAAGCUGUUCAAUACCCUGAAUCAUCUAGCACGUGUACAUCAGUUACGUUAAAGACAGUUAUGAGAAGCGAGAAUCGCAGGCGAACAAUCCCUGAAAUGACAAAGAUUGUGACACCCAGAUGUGCGAGCACCAGUGUUGAUGUGGCCCCCGAAAUGUCUAGUGUUGUGACUCCUAGGUGUGUAAACAGUGGUGGGCAUACGUGUUUUGAAAUGUCAAAGGUCAUGACACCCAGAUGUGUGAGCAAUAAUGGUAGCCCGAUUUCUGAAUUUCCAAAGAUCAUGACACCUAAAUGUGUGAGCACUGGUGUGAACACAUCCUUUGAUAUGUCAAACGAUACAAAACCUGAAUUUCCAAAGAUCAUGACACCGAGAUGUGCUAGCACAAAACCUGAAUUUCCAAAGAUCAUGACACCAAGAUGUGUGAGCAGUAGUGUUAGCACAGAUCAUGAAUUUCCAAAGAUCAUGACACCUAGACGUGUGAGCAAUAGUGUUAGCACAGAUCAUGAAUUUCCAAAGAUCAUGACACCUAGACGUGUGACCAGUAGUGUUAGCACAGAUCAUGAAUUUCCAAAGAUCAUGACACCUAGACGUGUGACCAGUAGUGUUAGCACUGAUCAUGAAUUUCCAAAGAUCAUGGCACCUAGAUGUGUGGGCAGUAGUGUUAGCAUAAAUCCUGAAUUUCCAAAGAUCAUAACACCUAAAUGUGUGAGCACUGGUGUGAACACAUCCUUUGAUAUGUCAAACGAUACAAAACCUGAAUUUCCAAAGAUCAUGACACCGAGAUGUGCUAGCACAAAACCUGAAUUUCCAAAGAUCAUGACACCAAGAUGUGUUAGCACAAAUUCUGAAUUUCCAAAGAUCAUUACACCUAGACGUGUGAGCAACUUUGUUAACGCCGAUUCUGAAUUUCCGAAGAUCAUGACGCCCAGACGUGUGAGCAACUUUGUUAACGCCGAUUCUGAAUUUCCGAAGAUCAUGACGCCCAGACGUGUGAGCAACUUUGUUAACGCCGAUUCUGAAUUUCCGAAGAUCAUGACGCCCAGACGUGUGAGCAACUUUGUUAAAGCCGAUUCUGAAUUUCCGAAGAUCAUGACGCCCAGACGUGUGAGCAACUUUGUUAACGCCGAUUCUGAAUUUCCGAAGAUCAUGACGCCCAGACGUGUGAGCAACUUUGUUAACGCCGAUUCUGAAUUUCCGAAGAUAAUGACACCCAGGCGCGUAAGCACUGGUGUCAACACGCCCUAUGAUAAAACAAAGAUCAUGAAUCCUAGACUUGGUGCCCACACACGUUUUGAAAUGGCAAGAAUUAUAACACCUAGAUGUGUUACCAGUGGUGGUAACACGAGUCCUCCUGCGUCACCUGUCAGAAAUGCUUGUGACAAAUGUUCAGGCAAGUCACAGUCUGACCGUGAGGACUGCCUUAUCCAAGCAGAGCAGCAGCUGUCUGAAAACAGUGGACAUCAGAUAUUCUGCACAUGUCUGCAAUCUAAUACCACUAUCCUUACAAAGCGUGCAGAAUCAGUGUCAACAAGAAAGAAAAACCAAAUUUGCUGUUCAUGUGUGUAUUGCUAUGCAUUUGAUGUUUGCUGUGCAUGUAAGAAGCGCUGUGAGGCAGCAAUAGGAGGACAAGUGCUGACGCAUGUAGUAACGGAAGACGGAGCUCUCAGUUUUAAUCAAAAAUCUUCGGAUAUUCCAGCACAUCUGACAAAUAAUCCUAGCGAAUUGUGGGUAAUCAAUAGAGAACCGGACCACACUCUAGAAGUUAGCACAGAAUAUAAUGAACCAAAAUGUAUUGCUAAUUUGCCAAAUCGAGCAAUUAGCUAUAACCACAAUCCUUCCUCUAAAGAGCAACUUUGCAAUAAUGAUACGUCCACGUUCAAUACGUCAGCUCCUACAGUCAUCAGUAGACGCCCUGGACACAAAGUAACAGAAUCUCCCUGCAAGAGGGAAACACUGUCACAUGGAAAAUACAAAAGAUUGGCUACUAGACAAACCAGUCCAGUUAAUGAUAAUUCAGUUGAAGAGCCAGAUAAAGAAGGGAACGGCAGGUCAGUGUUACACAUUACUGACGCAAUCCCACCCUCUAAAACAGCUGUAAACAGACAUAAUAAUAUCAAAGUUAAAGCUAGUAAUUUAUCUGACAAAUUAUCUUCAUCAAAACCUAUUUUGCAAAAGCAGGGAAAGUUCAGUACAUCUCUAACAAAUGACGAAAGCCGUAUUUUGAAGCUGCAGAAUGUUAAGUUUGUUGAUGACAUGGAAAGCGAUACGUUUGCAGAAGCUGUACUUGUGAACAGAGACGAGGAGGAGGAUGUAGAGUGUACCUCUGGAAUCAGCUUGGACCGUUCUCCGAAAAGAAAGCCUUCAUCAGAAUGUAACACUUCUGUCAGCAGCCCACAAUAUGAUGAACAGAAUGUGGCACGACUGCACACUCAGACAAAUUGUCCAGAAGAGAGGAAAUCCUUUUUCACAUGCAACACUGUUCCACAAGUAAAUGCUGAUGUGUCUGUAUAUAGCAGUGACACUGAAAAAGAAAGAGCAGCAUCUCCAUUGCCAAAAGAUGACUGUGAUGGCAGUAGCUGUGGCGGUGGUGGUGGCGGCGACGGCGGCGGCGGCGGCGGCGGCGGCGGCAGAAGUGCUACCAAUAACAGGGGCAACUACAUGGAUGUCAGUGAUGAAGAUAAUGCUGGUGAUGCUUAUAGCAGAUUUGGAACUCACAGUGAUUGUAAUACUGGUGGCAGUAUUGAGAAAGACAGUAGGCCAGAUAUACGUGAUUUGACUACUGAAAAGAAUGUCGAUGACAGUGGUACCAAUGGUUACAAUGAUGAAGAGGAUGACGAUACCGAAUGUUGUGAAGAUGACGACGAGGAGGAAGAGGAAGAAAAUGGUGACAAUGGUUGUGACGAAGGUGACGAGGAUGAGAAUGAAGACGAUAGUGGUGACGAGGAUGAUAAUGGUGGUGAUGACAGUAUGGACACGUCACCAGUAUACUGUAAUGGAGAAAAUUCUGAAGAAAAAUCAUCUUAUAUUAUGUAUGAAAUCUGUUCUCAAGAUGGUUUUUGUUGCACUUCAAAAUCGUUUAGUGAGGCAUGGCAGAAAGUGUUUGAUGCUGUUCAGAAUGCUCGAAUUGUGAACAAAAUGCCACCACUACCACAGAAUCCAUUUAGUUUGACGCAGAAAAGUUUACAGAUUCUCGGCUUGAAGCAUAAUGCUGUUAGAUAUCUCGUUGAACAAUUACCAGGAGUUGGUCGAUGUGUGAAAUACAAACCUCGUUACCACAAACAACGGACAUCACGACCAGAGGAUGACUUGGACACUUUGCCACCUCCUAAUAAAAGUGGAUGCAUUAGGACUGAACCUUUUAAAUCUCGAGGACCUUAUGACAUGUUUAGUUGGCUGGCCUCCAGCCACAGGAACCCUCCGAAAUUUGUUCAACAAAAUGACAGCGAGUUAAUGAGUAACAGGCGUGCAACGAGCUCCAACCUGCCAAUGGCUAUGCGUUUCCGGCAUUUGAAAGGAACAAACCCAAACAAAGCUGUUGGUGUUUACCAGUCCCAUAUUCAUGGAAGAGGACUGUUUUGUCUUAGAGAUAUUGAAUCUGGUGAGAUGGUUAUAGAGUAUGCAGGUGAAGUCAUUCGUUCAACUCUUACAGACAAGAGGGAGAAAUUGUAUGAAUCGAAAGGCAUCGGUUGCUACAUGUUUAGAAUUGAUGAUCAGUUAGUGGUGGAUGCUACUAUGCGUGGCAAUGCAGCGAGGUUCAUCAAUCAUUCCUGUGAUCCCAACUGCUAUUCUCGGGUGGUGGACAUACUGGGGAAGAAACAUAUUUUAAUAUUUGCACUUCGUAGGAUUCCACAAGGAGAAGAACUGACAUAUGAUUACAAAUUUCCUUUUGAGGAUGUAAAAAUACCAUGUACCUGUGGUUCACGAAAGUGCCGCAAAUAUCUAAACUGAAAUUCUCGUUUUGUGUAUAUGUAGAUAUGUGUGUGUGUGUGUGUGUGUGUGUGUGUGUGUGUGUGUGUGUGUGUUUUUGCUCUCGCGCUCACCCGUGCAUCAAUAUGAGCGUGUGGCUUGAAGACGAGAACAAAUCUCAUAACAAUUUUUCAUGUGCAAGGUGUUUGUAAAAGUGGUGACCAAAUAUACUCUUGUGAUAAAAAUUAUUGUAAAAGUGUAGUUCUUAAAGUAUUCUAUUUUAAAAUAUGAACUUUCAAGUGUGUUGUUGGAGGAAAUUUUUGGAAUAUUUUUGAGCUGUGAAAUGUGAUAGAUAUCCAAUGUGACAUUCAUUUUCAAUUCUUUGUUUAAUUUUCCUGCGUUUUUUUUUUUUAAGUAACUGUAUUCUGAUAUAUAAUUUUGUAUGUUCUGUGUUAAUUGAAAUGGUGUAAUUUCAUCAGUGUGUGAUACUUGUGUAGGUCUGAGUUCCAGUACAUGUGGGUAUGAACAUAAGUUUUAUUGCCCAGGCUGAAAACUUCGCAUGAACAGGGCAAAUUAUGGCAGACCUCUCCAUAUUUUUAUUUUGCUAAUGCAUUUUCCUGUUAGUCUGUGAGUCAUCAUAUGUGAUUAAAUAAAAGAAGGGACACUGAAAAUUGCUUUUGUGGCAAAUUGAGGAAUUAACCAAUUUUCAUGUGACUGGUGACAGAGUAAUUUUGAACUAAGUAGUCUUGAUAUGGUACCAAAGAUUUCAUGUUGUCUUCAGUCCUGCUCUUAGUAAUAUGUUAUGGUGAUAAUUGUACAUUCAGCCAGGAUGCAUAUUACUGUAAUUGUAUAUGUGUGAGUCAUGUAAACAGCAAAAUUUGUUUUCUAAAUAAUUCUAAGUUUUGACUGCUUUGUUUUUAAAACAACUGUUUAAUUUUGAGAGACUCAAGCCUUUCUGGCAAUGGCUGGGUGGCUACAUGAGGGCUAAUAGCAUAUUUGAAAUAAUUGUCUGUGUUGGAAUUUGACAAAAAAAUUCAUUGUAGACACUGUGUCUCCCCUCUUUGCAAUGUGCCUAAAUGGAAAGUGAGCCAUGAGUAUUAGUCAUAAAUAGUAAUUUAAACUGUGAGUUACUGACACAUCAGUAUUUUGAGGAACAGGAUCUGCAGCAGUUGCAUAUUAAUGUAUGUUGACUUCACUAUAAUUUUAUCUGAAUGUAUUGCCAUCUUUACUCAUAUUUUUAAUUAAUGGGACAUCUUGACUGAUUGUAGAUGAAAAAUGCUAAUGCAGCUUGUGUGAUUUAUUUCAUAGUAAGUUAUUAAUUUUAAGUACAUGUGCUGUAUCUGUAACUGGCUGAACAGCUGCCUUAAAACCAUUUAUCAGACACUAAAUAAAUUCUUAAAUUCUGUGCUGUGAUAUUCCGCAGUCCUUUACAUAUGGUAAUGAUUGUGUAGCUUUAGUUUACCUUAAAAAUAGGAAAGACAUACACCUUCUUGAUAUUAUGUUGCGUCUGCUUUGGCAGAAGUGGUACCAUAGCGGGAGAAUAGCAUGCUAACUCUAAUGUGAGAGCAACUACCAGUCCAUUUUGCAAAUGUGACUGGUGCCUGUAAUCACUUAGAAUGAUAUCCCUGCACUGGUUGUGUGUUGGAUGCCUGUAUCUGGGAAGCAUGACUGCAUCUUGCUUUGAGAUACCUGAAUUGUGGAAUGUGGGUGACAUUUGGAUUCUCGUGAAAUUAAAGCUUGCAUAACACAUGGCUUUUGUAACACUACACAUUGCAUUCGCAGUAUUGUAUAUAACAGCUGACAGAAAAGUUUAAGUGUGUUUAUUGUCAGUGUUACUUAAAUACAUCUACUUGAUUUCGAUGUCACAGGACCAGCUAACUAUAAAUAGAUACUGAAAUAGAAUGGAAUGUUCUGGUAAGCAUUGAAAAAUGUCCCCAUUUCUUGUAUCAUUGCAGAACAGUAAACACCCCAGCAGCUUCACGUUCAAUCUUUCGUGUUCAGGUGAUAAAGAAGUAUAUGAAGUAUUUGAGCUCAAUGUUAGUAAUUCACAAGUGUACUAUAUGCAACAGAUGAGAGAGAGAGAGAGAGAGAGAGAGAGAGAGAGAGAGAGAGUGUGUGUGUGUGUGUGUGUGUGUGUGUGUGUACAUUUAGUGACUGUAAGAAUGCUUAAGGGAAUGUCAGCAACGUGAGGAUUUUUUUAUACAUAAAUUAAUCACGAAGUUGCAGCAUGUUGACUUUAUUGGGUAAAUCCUCCAUAAAAGCUUCACUAGUCUAUUGGUGGAAGCAACCAUGCCCUGAAGUGAAGUUGUUUAUGGUCAUAAUAUUUUAACUUUGCCAAAAGUAUUGAUUAAUACACUGGUUGUGUAAAUUUUAGUGUGUCUUAGAUUAUUUUCACUUGAGUUAUGAAAAAAUGAUACAAAGCAGUUUGUUCAAAAUGGAAUACAUGAAUGAAAGAGUUGCAUCUAUACUGGUAGGGCAUGAAAUUGCUGAAUCUAGAGACCUGCUGACUGUACCAAUCACUGAAAGGGAUAUGAACUAAACAAAUUUGUUCCCCUUUCUUAUGGCACACUGUCCAGACUUACUUAUUUACAUAAUUGAAAGUAAAUUCCUGUAAUGAGUCUUCUUAUUGACAUUUACUGCAUGGAGCAUGGAUAUAUAAAACAAUUACACAUAAGACUACAUACAGCCUUACCCAUUCAGGUAAUCUAAGUUCCAUUUGUGGUAUGUAAUGGAAUGCUGUAAUAUGGGAUAUGGUUUAUCCACUAAAUUAGCUAUAAAUAGGAAGUGAAUAUUUGAAAGAUGGGAAUGUAGGUUAUUGGCAAUUUUACAUUUUCUAGAAAAAAGGUAUGUGUGUGUGUGUG
Schistocerca americana (American grasshopper) is the source of this 14303-nucleotide messenger RNA. It is a transcript of the gene trx, whose product is annotated as histone-lysine N-methyltransferase trithorax. Lineage: Eukaryota; Metazoa; Arthropoda; Insecta; Orthoptera; Acrididae. Gene Ontology annotation, biological process: positive regulation of DNA-templated transcription. Bases 1 to 11484 code for a protein of 3827 amino acids. The transcript is spliced from 14 exons. The record is from RefSeq and is a predicted model, not a curated record. Gene Ontology annotation, cellular component: histone methyltransferase complex; nucleus. Gene Ontology annotation, molecular function: DNA-binding transcription factor activity; sequence-specific DNA binding; protein binding.